Molecule: messenger RNA, 759 nt
Organism: Rubroshorea leprosula
Lineage: Eukaryota; Viridiplantae; Streptophyta; Magnoliopsida; Malvales; Dipterocarpaceae
Source: the annotation of a GenBank genome assembly
GUGAGUUGUAUUAUAGUGGUACAAAUUCUGAACCUGGUUUGAAUAAAUACAACUUGAAGUUAAAUUCAUGGAUGGAAGGUGGGAUCAAUUCAGGCAGGCUAUUGUAAAGCACGGCUGUGCUGAGUUUCUUAGUAGGUCUCGAAGAACGUAUCCUAAAGAGAAGUUGUGGAAUAGUCCAAUGAGUCCACCGGCAUGGUCAAACUCUUCUGUUAAAGGUGUACUUUCAGCCUCUACCAGUUCAGGGACAAAGAAACCUGGUGUACUACUCAACUCUCCACGUAGACACGGUAAUCAGAAGAAGUUCACAAAGCAAGAAUGGGAAAGAUUUCACUCGAGAAUCAACCCAAAUAACUAUGGCAGAACUGGCAGCAACUCCAGAAUUCACUGACUGGGUCAUCGAGCGUGCAGACCGUAUAAACCUCAUUUCAAAUGACAGUUCAGAUGAAUCAAUUGGGAGCAAAUCGAGUUCUAUAGACGAAGAAGCUGAAGAGAGCAGCAGUCAGUUUAGAUUCUUUAGUUGGAAACCAUGAAGUUGAAGAUAGCAUUAACCCGGGAAUUACACAAGAACAUGUUAAAGUAGCAUCAAAUUUAGGAAAUUUAGCAGCCAUUUGCCAAGUGCAAUCUCUGUGAGCAUUUAGCAUGACAUUUUCCAAAAAAUUAACUGACCACGUAAUGCAGACGGUGAGACUGUUUACCAUUUGAUGUAACUUGAGUAAUGUACAGGCGAAGCUAGGAGGACUGCGGGUAUGUAAUUUAGUU